GGUGGCCUGUGUGCGUUUCCGUGUCUCUUCCUGGUUCUUCUGUGGAGGCAAAACUUUUCACGGCCUGGACACGUCCGGGGCAGUGUCUUUAUUCGACUGAUGUAGCGUUCCGAAUUUUAACUAAUCAAAUAAUUUCCAAUCAAUCGACCCCCAGCUCGCUCCAACCGAGCUGACAGGAAGUUUGAAGCCAUGGCCGACCGCCGAGAAGAGGAGCAGAAAGACGCGGAGCAGGAGCCUCAAGGCGCCGUGGGUGGGGAAGACGUCAUCGAUGAUCCCAUCCUGGAGCAGGGAGCAGUAGUCCUCAGAGGGUAUGUGAUUGAACGCAUUAACACUGAGGAGCCCGGUCGACAGGUGUCCUCUGAGGAUCUGGGAGGACGGUCGAAUGAGCAGCAGGAUCCACAAGUCAAAGAAGUGGUGGAGCAGCUGCUGAAGAUCGCUGACGAGCUGAACAGGAACGCUGAGCUGCAACAACUGAUCAGCCAGGUGCCGGGAAACUGUGCUCAAGACAUUUUCAUGACGGUGGCCAGAAGCAUCUUUGCCGACGGUAUCAACUGGGGUCGAGUUGUGGCUCUAUUCCAUCUUGCCUACAGACUCAUCUAUAAGGCACUGACGACUAACCAUCUAGAGAACAUCAGAAUGAUCAUCAGCUGGGUUCUCCAGGUCAUCAGAGAACAGCUCUACGCCUGGCUGGUCCAGCAGGGCGGCUGGGCGGGGGUGAUCCGUGGCUUCUCUCGUUGGAGGACAGUAACCAUACUAGCAUCUGUAGUAUUGGUGGCAGCUAUAGUUUACUACAGGAAGACACGCUGAGAGCCUCGGACCUCGGACCUCACAGCCACAGCUGCAGCACUAUUGCCUGGGUAAACGCAGCUGGCUAAUAGAGACAGUUUUUGGAAUACAGUGGUAACCACUCCUAAGACUCAAGUACCGAACUUCAAGGGAUAAACCUCUCAUCUUCUCAGGAUUUCAAGAACAGAAAAGUGCCUUUACAGUCUGCUGUCCAGCAGCAACAUUUCACUUCAUUUCAUUGAACAUGUUCAGCUGCAACCCCAACAGCAGGUUUCCCCUUUCGUGUAGCAGAUGAUGGUGUUUAUGAGCAUGUGUCGAGCUGUAGAUUUUUGACCUAACCCAACCUGAGCCAGGUCUUAGGGUUAUUUUGAUCUUUACUUGGUUGUGGGUCGUUACAGUAUGGAUUGGACGUGAGACAGCAAGAAAAAAGUCAGAGAAACGUCACACUAUAGCUAAAUUUACUGCAUCCUAGGUAUGAACAUGAAGAUUCAACAAAUCACAGAGCCCAGUGUGGUAUUUUCUUCAAGUUAUCAAAACAAGAAAAACAAAAAACAAAAUGUAACAGUAAACAACUUGACUUGUCAAAACACAACAAGCACCAGCAUGACUUCCUGAAACCCUCAUGCUGAAUAUUGUGUACAUUUUUACAUUUGAAUUAGAACAGUCAACUAAUUUAUUAAAAACAAUCUUGAUUCAUCGCAAUUACAUUUUUGACCUCAGGUCUAAAAUCACAAUAUUAACAUUUCAAACCGAUUUUAAAUCCAGAUUAACAAUCUCAAGAGUUCUCCCUAAUGCCUUGUUUUAAAUUGAGCGACUGCAGUGAUAUAGAUUCCCUGUGGAAUCCAUCAAUCAGAGAUUUGAUUAUUCUGGAUUUAACAACCAGUUGUUGUGAUGUUUCACCUCCACCUGCAGUUUUUAAGAUUUAAGAGGCAGGUAUGUUGAUGGGCGCUGUGUUUUUAGCGUAUUUUAGUUGCAAAGGCAGUUGCCAGGUAUGACGUCGCUGAGGUCCAUACUGUGCGUUAUUCCUCAUUUGAAACAGUGAUUUAUAGACAUAUAAUCAUAGGAUUAUUUAUUGAUGUACUUGAUGAUAGGCGAUUGCACAGUUGGCAGCAGCAGAGCAUAUCUCUCCUUCUUUGCAUGCAGGUUGGUCAUUGUGGGUUACUCUGUUUCUGUCUUUCUGAGGCUUGUUUUAGCUCUUCAUUUUUCUGGUAUAUACAUAGUUUGAUUUAAAGAUUCAAAGUUGUAGAAUAGGAUACAAAUGGCUGUUUUAAAAAAGGUAACUAAUCAUUAGAAAAUGUUCCAGAAAAGACAAAAAUCGAUGCAGAAGAAUUCAUCAAAUAGCAGGAAUGUUUUUUUUUUGUUCCUGGGGAAAAUUAGAACAUAAAUACAGUAGACUAGGAGGUGCUGAAAGAAAUAUCAUGCCCAUUUCUGACCUUGAAAUGUCAGCAGAAUUUUUUUUUAACACUGACAGCCCUGAUUUAAUACAUUCAAAAGUCGAGCCUCAAUAUAAGUCAAAAUGUCUCCUGACCGUCAAAAUAAAAGUACCAGUGACCAAAUUCAUCCAAAAAGACCAAAAUUCUACAAGACAACAAAACGGGACCCAAUUAAAGAUUUCCCAAAAACUUUCUUUUAAAUUUGCCAAAAAGUUAAAACUCAGUUAUUUGAUGUUUUCUACUAAAUGCCUUUUUGGAGGGUUUUUUGACUCGGUUUUAAAACCCAGUCUUGCUUUGGAGAACCUUUGCUUUUUAUUUAAAUAUAAUACAGUAUGUUGAUUUUUCUAAAGUUGUUCAUGCAAAAAAAAAAAAGGACUUUAUCUUGAAAACCUUGGACACUGGAAAGUCUCCCCACCUCACAUCUCCACAGAUUCAGUCACUCUGACAUUACGCUGCCAACAAUGUUUUGAGGAAGAUGACCGAUGUUACAUCCGCACUAGCUUUCAAGUCUGCUGCCAUUUUCAGUAGCAACAGCAAGGGUUAAAGAUAUGAAAGGUGUGAUGUUUGGACUGGUUUUUCUUACACACUGUGUUUCUCUGCUAAUGCAGUUGACAAACAAAAAGCAUCUUUCAUCACCGCUUAGACAGACAUGAACACAACCUUCAGCCCUGAAACAUUCCCAACAUGUGCCGGCAUCUUACUAACCUGCUGAAAUACUUUAAACCUCGGACACCGGUUAUAAAAUCUUGGUGUCUCUGUCUCACCUAAUGUGAAUGUGAAAAUAGGGCAUUGUGGGAAAGGUUUUCAGGGGGUGAAAUGUUUAGAUUUUUCUUAAAUCUGCAUUAAGUCAGUCUGUUAGCUAUAUAAUGUGGUCAGCUGACCUGACUCUGGACUGUGAACACGCCUGCUUUGCACACUGGACUGAAUCUCACAGAUACAUUCAUUUUAGCAUUAACGUAACCUGCUUUGCUAACAAAAGUAAGAACAAACUGGUGCUUUGAGGACAGGACACAGAUUGCACAGUUAAUGUUGUCCUGUUAUCUGUCUCUCUGCAGUCUUCCUGUUGUGGGUACACACAGCCGGUUGCACAAAACAUGUCACAGAUGUUAAGUCGUCCGUCGCCUGUGUUAGUGUAAUAUUUGUUUAAUUGAGGAUGCUCAUGCAGCAGCAGAAAAUGUGGUUAGCAGGUUAAUGACACACCAACACCAAAGGUGAUAUAUCAAUAGGCAGGAGCUUAUUUGUUAUUUGAAAACAAUGCAGUUCAGUCUCUAUGUGCAGUAUUUAGACUUCUCACAUCACAGAUUUUAACAAAGAUGGAUGUUUAGAUUUUUUUUAAACCUCUUCUACUUUUUUAAGAAAACUCUUCUAUCUACUUCUUUUUGAAUUUGCUCAUUUGACAGUAUAUUAUACAGUUAAAACAGGAGGAAACAGACACGGCUUUGAAAACUUCAAACUAUGAAAUGCCUAUGCUUUCUUCUGGGGUCUUCUGAUUUAUUAAAUGAUUUCUUUGGGGGCAGUCAGUAGUUUUUAGCUGAUGUACUGUAGGUGCUAUGAUCUAGUGCCACAUACGCUUCUAUCAAGUAUUUGUACUAUUAAAAUGAUCGUGUAAUGUUAAAAGGGAAGCUGUACUAUUUAUCUGCAGAUUUGAGGUGCUUGUUUUUUGUACUUUGACCUGCUUAUUUAAUUGUUGGUAAAAAGCUCUGAUAGAAAAGUUCUGUGAAUAAAUCUGAAAUGUGUUAUACCACA
Molecule: messenger RNA, 3965 nt
Organism: Notolabrus celidotus (New Zealand spotty)
Lineage: Eukaryota; Metazoa; Chordata; Actinopteri; Labriformes; Labridae
Exons: 6
Coding region: 190-807 (205 amino acids)
Biological process (GO): positive regulation of apoptotic process; mitochondrial fusion; release of cytochrome c from mitochondria
Cellular component (GO): mitochondrial outer membrane
Molecular function (GO): protein heterodimerization activity; protein homodimerization activity; channel activity
Source: RefSeq, a predicted model, not a curated record